CACUCACCUCCCCAAUCCGUGCGAUCCGGCCCUUCUACCAGCCGACCAAGACUCUCGGCUAUCGGCCUGCCCUAACGAGCUCCCAAAUCGCUACGAUAGCAUCUCGAAGAAAUGUCCUCCCAGCCUCAAGGAGUCGACCUCUCGACGCUCUCAGUCCAACAACUCUCCGCCUUGCAAGCCCGAUUAUCCCAAGAGCUCGAACACCUAAGCUCAUCAUACCAGCGCCUGCGUGCCGCGCAGUCGCGCUUCAGAGACUGCAUACGCAGCAUCCAGGAUGGUGUAAAAGGCAAAAGCGGUGAAACACCACUACUCAUACCCCUUACAACUUCGCUAUACGUCCCAGCCACGCUGGCAAGUCCUUCCGCUCCAGAUUCUUCAGCACCGUCGUCAGGGUCGACUGUUCUGGUUGACGUCGGAACGGGUUUCUACGUCGAGAAAUCUCCAGAAGAUGGCAUAAAGUUCUAUAAAGGCAAGGUGGACGAUCUGACAAAGAACCUCUCCGAGAUUGAAAAGGCGGUUGGAGGGAAGAACGAGAAUCUGAGAAUCAUUGAAGAAGUGCUGCGGCAAAAGAUGCUUGCAGAACAAGCUAGUGGUUCUGGGACAAAUAGAGCUCAAGUACCAGCAACCGCAUGAUGAUGAGCGCCUGUCACAUCGCAAACGCAUCACCCAGAUCUGCAAGCCCUGACGAUGCAAGCGAACGUCGUGCGUCCC
This is a messenger RNA of Exophiala viscosa, 711 nucleotides long. RefSeq names its product prefoldin, alpha subunit. The record is from RefSeq and is a predicted model, not a curated record. NCBI's taxonomy places the organism in Eukaryota, Fungi, Ascomycota, Eurotiomycetes, Chaetothyriales, Herpotrichiellaceae. The transcript is spliced from 3 exons. Gene Ontology annotation, biological process: RNA polymerase III assembly; RNA polymerase I assembly; RNA polymerase II core complex assembly. Gene Ontology annotation, cellular component: cytoplasm; prefoldin complex. Bases 112 to 633 code for a protein of 173 amino acids.